Procambarus clarkii (red swamp crayfish) is the source of this 3870-nucleotide messenger RNA. The record is from RefSeq and is a predicted model, not a curated record. NCBI's taxonomy places the organism in Eukaryota, Metazoa, Arthropoda, Malacostraca, Decapoda, Cambaridae.
AAGUCGGCCAAUUCGCUACUUUUAGCCCAAUGUGGCAAGAGUGAAGCGUGGCGCGACUCACGCGUCGUCUGCUUGUUAUUGUUUGCUGCAGGCCAAGUCAGUAGCACCAACACUAGAAAGUAUUCUGCCGCCUUCACUCUUCCCUAAACAUAAAAAAACCCAGCUGAAUUAGAACUAAAUUAAAAAAAAUCGUACUUUAUGUAUGCGAUAUUAACGAAAAAUUAUCUUUAUCGCUGCUAGUAGAUAUAUUUGUUGGUUAGUUUUUUUGGAGAGUUUAUUUUAUCCGUGUUGGUGUACUGACUUGGACUCAGUGUUAGGUGAUAAUUGUUUUGCCUUCCGAAUGUUGGAGAAGCAGAGUGAAUUGUGCACUGUGUAACGUUCAGUGUCAUCCUCUCUAAAUAAUCUCACAGACGAGGUGUUUCUCUCUUUAAAACUCUGGUAAAUUCGGAGCCCAGUGUAAAAGCUUUAGUGUAAGAAUACAAGAGAGCAACGUGACGCCGGGAGGCAGGUGAGCUGCUGUCUGGAGCUGACCUCUUGAUCUUCCUCUAUCUUGUGAGGAUGGCAAAGCCACCCCGUACAAGUGACUUGGUUACAGUGCUGCGGGGCCUGUCCCGUGUUGGGUCAGCCUUGGUAGAUGUCAGGUCACAAGAUGCUAAGAAGGCAUGGUCUACAUCUUCACUUCGUUCACUAAUUGCACAGGGAAGUAUUAGUCUGCAAGAUUCCAUCAUCAGGACACUGCAGGAACCACAAAUAUUUCAGAAAGAUGUGUCAAAGAAUGCAGCAGAAGCCCUCGAACGAAUAUCUGUAGUUGCCAAGGGUAUCAAAGCUCUCCGAAACACAGCUACUUCUACUGCAGGAAUUUCUGAAAAGACUGAGGGAUAUGAUCCACUGUAUGACCCAAAUGUUCAAGAAUUAAGUAUUGAAGAAAUUAUGAUGCAAGAAGCUGUGGAUGGAUACACUGACCCAACAGUGGCUGGAGUGAAGCCAAGUAUUGGCAACAAAAUCACAAGUGCUCUUAGUGGUGUUCAGGAAGUUACAAGCAGUAUUGUAGAAACCUUCAAAGGUUCACAAGAUGACGUUAAUAAAAGAAUAGAACAGUUUGAACCUCUUCUUGAUGUAAAAGAAAUUGAAGAGAGAGAAAUUACUGAAGAGCAUCUUCAGGCUCUUGAUGAUAAAUUGUCUGAAAUUCAAGGUAUUGCCUUUGGUCAUGAUAUUAAAAUAUUCAAUGAAGUAGAGCAAUCUAUACCUUUAGAGGGUGUGGAGGAUAUAGCUGUCAGGAAAGAUACAGCAAAACUCUCAAAUUCUGUACUAGAUACAAUAGAAAAAGAAAUUCAGCAUAUAGCUUCCUCUGAGAAGGGUAAGGAAACCAGUUAUGCACAAGACAUUAGCAAUAGAAAUGUACAAAAUGCAAAAGAAGAAAAAAUUUUAAAAGAGAAAGUAAUAACAGAAGUGAGUCAUUCCCAGGAAGCUACGUCUGAAAGCAAGGAUGCCAGUGCCGAUUUGGACAACUCUCUGUCACGGACAAUAGAGCUUGUCAAUCUUAAAGAAUCACAAACAUCAACUAUUUGUAUUGGUAACGAGAAGGUUGAAGUUCACAUGGAUCGUAAAAGUCAGUCACCGCAAAUUCCAAGCAUUUUUAGGUCUGCUAUUUCUACCACUGAUGUCUCUGGGGCUGUUAGUGAUGGUGGCACAGAUGCAUCCGCACCCACAAAUGCUUUAGACAUUAAGAGCUCACAAAGUCAAACUGGAUCUACAGGGAGUCAGCCACCACAGGAAGCAGCCCUUUCAUCUGCUGCUGCUGUUACUUCUACAGUUCAUUCUCCCCCUUAUGCUGAACCAUUGACUGAAAGUAAAGCCAUUCAUGCAAGCUCAAAACCAAAACUCUUGGGAAGAAAGCCAUUAGCUAAAGAAAAACCCAAAAACACACUUUCAGACACUGCACAAGCACGUAAAGUCCCUUACUCCCGAAUUGGACGCCUAAUGUCCUUCGGGGGUCUAGCAGCUGGAUUAGGAGUGGGCACUAUUGCAGAAAUGACUCGCCGAUCCCUGGGUGUGAAAGAUGUCAAUGGCAGUGGAUCUUUAUUAGAUGGAUCACCCUUCUUGACAGAGGCAAAUGCGAAAAGAAUUGUUAAUACGUUGUGCAGGGUAAGAGAAAGUUAUAGCAGAGCAGUUGGGUCAAGACUGGCGCUCUAAGAUUGCUUCAUUUGAAGAGAAGCCCUUUGCUGCUGCUUCCAUUGGUCAGGUCCAUUUGGCAACUCUUCACGAUGGCCGGUCAGUGGCAAUGAAGAUUCAAUACCCAGGAGUUGCCCAAGGAAUUGAAAGUGAUAUAAACAAUCUUAUAUCCACUCUUAGUGUUGCAAGUAUUCUUCCUGAAGGUCUCUUUGUGGACUCGAUUGUUGAGGUGGCCAAGAAAGAGUUAAGGUGGGAGUGUGAUUAUGUUCGGGAGGCUGAGUGCACCAAAAGGUUCAGUGAGUUAGUGAAGCCUUAUCCUGAAUAUUAUGUUCCUGAAGUGGUCUCUGAGCUGUGUACAUCACAAGUCUUCACUACAGAGCUGAUUGAUGGUAUUCCAGUGGAUAAAUGUGUUGAUAUGGAUCAAGAGACUAGAAAUUUCAUAUGUGAAAAGAUACUUCGCCUGUGCCUUUUAGAACUCUUUUACUUUGGCUACAUGCAGACUGAUCCAAACUGGUCAAAUUUCUUCUAUAAUGCAGAAACAGAGCAGGUAGCACUCUUGGACUUUGGUGCAUGUCGGGAUUAUAGCAAGAGUUUUGUUGACAAGUAUAUCCACUUAAUCCACGGUGCAGCAAUAAAAGACUAUGAUAAAGUUCUCCAGUACUCACAGAAGCUCGGCUUCCUGACAGGAUAUGAGGCAAAGGUAAUGGAGAAAGCACAUGUGGAUGCUAUCAUGAUUCUGGGUGAAGCAUUCCAAGAAGCAAAACCAUUCCACUUUGGAGACCAGGAUACCACAUAUAGAAUACAGCAUCUCGUUCCAGUUAUGCUUUCACACCGCAUGUGUGCUCCACCUGAGGAAUCUUACUCACUGCAUCGUAAAAUGUCAGGUGUUUUCCUUCUGUGUGCAAAGUUGAAUGGAAUUGUAGAGUGUCAGUCAAUGUUUGAGGAGGUGUUCAGUAAUUACAGGUUUGGGGGUAGUUGGGAAGACUUCCAUGCUGGCAGGUUAUGAUCAUAAUACACUAUAAAAGCUUUCUUAGUCUUACUAUCAAAACAUUGUCUUUGAAGUGACAAUUAAUAUUGUGGCAUUACACAGAAAUGGAAAAGGCAAGUUUAACAUAAAGAAGUUUCUUACAAGUACAGUACAGUACAGUACUGAACAAUUGAUACAGUAUUUUAGUUAAUUACUGCAGCAUAGAUGUUCAGGGUGCUGAAAGAGGUGUUUAGUAAGUAAUAGCUCAUAACUUAUGUAAAGAUUGUUAGUAAUGUGAUAGUUCAUUGGUGAUUGUUUAUCACGCUUGGCUUAUAUUGAGGAAGCUCCAGUACCAAGGCUCUAGACCUACAGUAGGAACAGUGCUUCAUGAUCAAAACAACCAGCAUUGAGUUCAAAAGUGGUCACUCAGAGGUAUUUAUCAUGGGACGGUAAGUCUGGUAAAUGUUGAGAAAGCUACUACAUGGAUUCAAAAUUUGUUUCAUAGCAAUUUCUUUCUUUUGUGCAUGGAUCCAAAAAACUGCAGAUACUGUACUGCAUUACAUGAAAAAUUCCCCUAUAAUUUAAACAAAAAGCUAGGCUCUGAGUGUAUAUGAAAAGUGCCUUUUCUGUGGGGGAGCCACGGAGGCUCCCUGAAGCUAUCCGAACUGAUAUGGACCAUAUUAGUUUGGGGUCAUCAGUCACAGGGGUUCUUAUGCCUACCAGGAACCACA